Cetraspora pellucida is the source of this 3075-nucleotide messenger RNA. The record is from the annotation of a GenBank genome assembly. Lineage: Eukaryota; Fungi; Glomeromycota; Glomeromycetes; Diversisporales; Gigasporaceae.
AUGUAUCUUGCAUUCCAAAAAUGUCAUGGUUCAAUAUUCUAUAUACUGCUCUGGAUAACUUUUCUGUCGCUUCAGAUCGUUUCGGCAAAAACUCCAUCACGUCGUGACACUGAGAAAUUUUUAAAUUCCUUGAUUACUCCUAGAGCUGCUUAUCUUCCUCAAUCACACCGUUCGCCUCUUGAACUUGGUUUGUGGCAAACUGAACCUGAGCGUGACCCAAAAUGUCCGCCUUGUUUCGACUGCCACCUUAAAGAUUUCCCAUGCUCGCAUUUUACUAAUUGUAGUGAUUUUAGUGGAAGGUGUGAAUGCCCUCCUGGUUUUACUGGUAACGAUUGUUCAUUACCAGCGUGUAAUUCCUUGGUAGAUGGACACAAUCGUAAAGCCCGUGAGGCAAAUCAAUUUUGUCAAUGUUCUGAAGGGUGGGGAGGAAUCAAUUGCAAUGUCUGUAAUGCCGAUAGGGCUUGCGACCGUAUGGUGGCCACGGGAAUGAAUGGUACUUGUUAUAAGGGAGGGAUCAUUGUAUAUGAGAAUUUUCAAGUGUGUGAUGUAAAAAAUAGGAAAAUUUUAGACAUGCUUCCUGAUCAACCUCCUCAAGUUACUUUUUCUUGUAAUCGCACCACAGAAAAUUGUGAUUUUCAGUUUUGGAUAAACCAAACUGAAUCAUUUUAUUGUCAUUUAAAUGAGUGUUCAUUCACUAGUGACAUUACAGCUGACGCAAAUAAUACAAAGUACGAAUGUCAAAAAAUUAAAUGCGAGUGUGUGAUCGGGGAAAUGCUUUGUGGUAAAAGUGGAUCUAUCGAUUUAUCUGAUUGGCUAACGGAGGAAAUCAAAGGUCCGGCCGAAUUUACAUGUCGUAAUACAAAUGAAUGCAAAUUUUCGGAACCUGCCAUGAAUGAUCUAAUUUUGGCAGUUUUUGGUGAUGAACACAUAACUUUGGAUUGUGAUAGUGGCGAGUGUCUCCACUAUACUGAAGUUCCUGGGUUUAUAAGACCGCCUAAAAGUGAUAAUUCAAUAGUUAUUAUUAUAUCGGUGUUAACAGCAUUCAUUUUUGUCGGUGCUAUUUUUGCAGCUAUCUAUUACUUGUCUCAAGAACGGGGAUCACAUGGAUCUUAUGGAGAAAUUUUACUUGACGAUGAAACUGCCAAGCUUAUGGCAGAUCAUACCCCAGCUACAUUGCAAUUUAAAAAUGUUGGUUAUUAUGUCGGAGAAAAACAAAUUCUUUCUUCAAUACACGGGAUUGUAAAUCCUGGUGAAGUUAUGGCAAUUUUGGGUGGAUCUGGUGCAGGUAAAACCAGUUUUAUGGACAUUCUUGCUCGCAAAAAUAAAGUUGGUAUGGUUAGUGGUGAGAUAUACGUCAAUGGGAGAGAAGUUAAAGACGAAGAAUUCAAGAGUGUGGUCGGUUACGUUGAUCAAGAAGAUCAUCUUCUUCCAACAUUAACUGUUUAUGAAACUAUAUUGUAUUCUGCUCUUUUACGAUUACCUCGAGAAAUGUCAAUUGAAGCGAAGAAGUUUAGAGUAACUGAAACAAUGAAAGAACUAGGAAUUAUUAAUAUUAAAGAUUCUAGAAUAGGAGAUACAGGCACGCGAUCAAUUUCUGGUGGAGAGAAGCGCCGUGUGUCGAUAGCCUGCGAGCUAGUUACUUCUCCAUCGAUUCUUUUCCUCGAUGAACCAACUUCAGGUUUAGAUGCCUAUAAUGCCUAUAAUGUGAUCGAAUGUCUUGUAACCUUGGCAAAAGAUUAUCGUCGUACUGUAGUUUGUACGAUUCAUCAACCAAGAAGCAACAUAUUUGCUUUAUUUGACCAGCUAUUAUUGCUUGGAAGUGGUCACAUGAUAUAUUCUGCGAAACACCAUGAUAAUACGAAUGAAAAUCAAGAUCCCAAUGGAAAUGGUUCUGUACCAGGAUCUCGACCUCAGCUUCAAAGCCGGAAUUCGAUUCAUGAAAUUCAGGAUUCACAAUUAUACUCACCAUCUCCUAGAACAUCAGAAGACAAUGGAAGUUCUUUCGAGUUAAACAAUCGGGAAAUGUCACGUGCGACAGAAAAUAAUUCUCAUGAUAUUGAUAUGGGGGAGGUUAGUGAUUAUAUGAGUGAUCAUUUAAGGAUGUUAGUUGAAAGCUACCGUAGGAGUUCGAUUGCCACUAGAAUUAGGAUGGAAAUAGAUCGUGCUAUCAACAGUGAACAGAAUGAGCCAGUUUUAACAUCGGUUCAAGAAUCAUUAAUUCUCAGUUCUCAUCGCCGUGCAUCGUGGUCUACACAAUUUAAAAUUUUAUCGGAUCGUACAUUCAAGAAUUUGUAUAGAAAUCCUAUGUUAAUGUUAACACAUUAUUGUAUCAGCGUUUAUCUUGCGUUACUUUGCGGUGCCUUAUUCUACAAGGUUACUAACGACAUUGCUGGAUUCCAAAAUCGCAUGGGCAUAUUAUUCUUCAUGUGUGCCCUUCUUGGGUUUGGAUGUUUGAGUUCUCUGAAUGUGUUUGCAUCAGAAAGGAUAAUAUUUGUGAAGGAAAGAGCAAACGGAUAUUAUGCACCAAUUACAUAUUUUACUUCUAAGGUGCUAUUCGAUAUAAUACCACUUCGUGUGGUACCACCUAUUCUCAUGGGCAUCAUUAUUUAUCAAAUGGUUGGACUAGUCGCUGGCGUUAACGAAUUUUUCAAAUUUUUGCUGGUCCUUGUAUUAUUUAAUCUUACGGCAGCAAGUAUUUGCUUAUGUAUCGGCAUUAUUUUUAAAGAGGUUGGUGUUGCCAGCCUGUUGAGUAGUCUGGUGAUGUUAUUCAGUAUGCUGUUUGGUGGUUUACUGCUUAAUAAAGAAUCAAUUCCAAGUUAUCUGGCAUGGCUUAAACAUUUGUCGUUUUUUAAUUAUGCAUUCGAAGCGAUGCUUGUCAAUGAAGUUGUAUACCUCCAGUUGACUGAGGAAAAAUAUGGACUGCAAAUAGAUGUGCCUGGUGCAACUAUUUUAUCAACUUUUGGAUUCAAUGCUUCAGCUUAUUGGCCUGAUGUCACGAAGCUGACAUUAUUGUUCAUGAGUUUCAUCGUGCUUUCGUUCACUUGUUUACAAUUAUUUGUAAAAGAGCUUCGUUAG